ACAAGUACACAGAGCACAAACGAUAUAUAAGCUCAUUGCCCAGGUCCUUACUCACAGUGGAAACACAGACUGUAUCCUAUCACAAUGUUCAAACUGGUAGCAUUCUUAGCCUUAGUUGCCGUGGCCAGCGCGGGGGUCAUCGCCCCCCUCGUCCCAGUGGCCCACGUAGCCCACCCGGUGGUACCAGUCGUCCACCCGGUUGUCCACCGGCCAGCCCACAUAGUCCACGCGCCGAUCGUGCCGGUUGUGAAGCAUGCGCCGAUCCUACACGCCGCACCUAUAGUGCCGAUUGUUAAGCACGCGCCGAUUGUGGCCGUACAUCAUUGAUGAUAUUAAAUACUUGACUGUUUA
Messenger RNA from Zerene cesonia (dogface butterfly), 351 nucleotides. RefSeq lists its product as uncharacterized. The transcript has 2 exons. The record is from RefSeq and is a predicted model, not a curated record. The coding region runs from base 85 to 327 and encodes 80 amino acids. NCBI's taxonomy places the organism in Eukaryota, Metazoa, Arthropoda, Insecta, Lepidoptera, Pieridae.